CUUGCAGCACCCUGGUUUUGUGGUGCUCUCUGGUCGCUGGCAUUUCUGCGGCGGUGUUGGCUGUGGGCGUUUGAAUCUUGGAAGAUCAGGAGAGCCGCCGGACGUGGCAAAGGGACAGGUGCCCGCUCAGAGCGGGAGCGCGCCCUUCUGGGAGGGAGGCACCGAGGUGCCGGCAGGCGAGGCCUCACCCUGCAGGGCAGGGUCUGCACGUUUUUCCCCAGGGGCGGGGAAAGCCUGGGAGCCAGGGGGACAUAAAAAUGGACAGCCCUUUUACAAAUUCCUUAGUGAAGGGAUUCAGAUUUUUACUCUUCAUCUCUUCUGUCCUGCAACUGGACAUGUUAAAUCGAGGAUGGAGAGUGCCUUCAGAGACUAGGAAUCUUUAUGUCCUGGUUUCCUGUGGGAUCCCACAAGGGCCCAAAUCGCUGAGGACAAGUUCUAAGACAACCACCUGCUGCCUCAGUUUCCUUUUUGUGUCCAGUGGAUGGAAAACAGCCUCUGUCCUCCUAACUGUAUCCCACAGGACCAGGAAGGUUACGAGAACACAUGAGAUAACACAGGCAUGGAAAAUGCUACAGGCUUAUAAAAGUAAUUGGCUGUUUGAGGUAUGUGAUGGUCGUUGGCCAUGGUAUACAGAGCUCUUGCGCACAGUUUUGCCUCUUCCUCACAUCCUUAACUCCAAGCCAUCUAACUGUGACUCUUAAGUCUGAUGGGUUAUCUGAGCUAUUGCCUCAGAAUUUGAUGGAUCAGGAAUCAAAAACUAACUGGGAUUAUCACAGUGAUCUUGGUAAUACAAUGCUCCCCUUUGUCUGGGUUUUGCAGAGAAAGCUUUUUGCAUACUGGAAUUAGCAUGUUAUACUCACACCCGUACACCGAAUUUUAGGAGUUGUUGCUUUCUUGACUUGGAAUAUUCAGUCGUACCAUCUGACUACUUGAAUAGUUUGGCUAACUCUUGCCAGGGAUUAGUACAUUAUUGAUGAGUUAAUACUAAUUUAUAAUACUCUCAGACCCUGGGACAGAUAUUUGUUAAGUAUUGAAGGGAAGAAUAUAGCACAUUGGCAUGUAUUUAUAUAAGACAUUAAGAGCUCACAUUUCUGUAAACUCAUUUCAAGAGAGUAAUAACCUUCUACCUGUUGGAAGGAGCCUUAGAAUCAGAAAGUAGGGCUUAUAAUUUUUGUUCUACCAUUUACUAGUUUUGUGUUCAAAAACAAGUCACUCAAGCCUGAAACUUUGUUAUCUCUAAAAUGUAAGAUGAUUGUAUAGCUGCUGUUCCUUUUUCAAGGGUCAGAGGAGAUCAUGAGUGUGAAAAUGAAAGGCUUUCUAAGUAUGAUAUUGUUAUUAAGAGAUUUGCAUCAGUUCCUACCCUGAAUGAGAAAUGUGCAUUCAAAAGUCAGGUUCUGAGUCAGAACUAGAAAUAUAGCUGCACAGCCUCCAACCUAGCGGAGCUCCUGUUACAGUUGGGAUAUAGACAUCAAAGAAUAAGUCCAUAAAAUAAUUUUAGAUAGGAAUAAGUACAGUGAAAAAAAGAAAGGUGAGAGUGGGGAACAGGGAAGGUUGUUUUAGGUAGGAUCUGUUGGGGGAGGCCAUUUAAAGGAGGGGACAGUUUAAUCUAUUGAGUGAGGGGAAGAGCUUGAAUAAUAACAUCUCAGGAAAGGAUAAUAAUAGCAGUGAAUGCUUUAGUAGAGCUUACAUAUGUAAGUACUGUUCUAAACUCUACAUUCUUACGACAAUCACAUGAAGUAACUAACACUCUCUCCAUUUUUAUGAAGGAGGAAACAGACAAAGAUGCGGGAUUUGCCCAACUGAAAUGUGGUAGAGACUGUGAAUUUGGGCAAUCUGACUUCCUAAUCCAUGCUUCAUAUGACUAUAUUUUUCUGCCCCAGAGCUCAGGACAGAGCUCUGAGGUGGAAACAAGACAGAAAUGGUUGAAAAACAGCAAGGUGAGGGUAGAGUGUUCAGAGCACAAUAAGAAAGGGGGAAAGUCGUGACAGAUGAGGAUGGAGGGCCUGCUAGGUUAGGGGGGGCCUUUGUAGGCUGUGUUGAAGUAAAGAUAUUAUCCAAAGUGUAAUGGAAAACUGGAAAGUUUGCAUCAGGGAAGUGACAUCUAGUUUAAGCUUUCUUGUAUGGAGAAUUAACUGUAGAGUCAGGAGGUAGGAAUGAAAUAAAAAUGGCGAGAUAGGCUAUUGCUUACCUUUUGGGGGCCAGAUGGGUGGUACUUUAGGCUAGGGCGAGUAUUUGUGGAGAUGAUGUAAGUGUUAGAAUUUGAAACAUAUUGACAGGACUUGUUGAUGUGGAGUGGGAGGAAAAAGGAGAAAUAAUAAAUUCUCAGUUUAAGCUGGAACAACCAGGAGAGCAGUGGUAUAGUUUACUAAAAUGAGAGGAUGUGGAGAACAGGAUUUGGGAGGAAAAGUAUGAAUUCAGCUUUAGAUGCUUGUUAGACAUAGUGAUAAUAAUAUAAAAGCUAGUAAUAAUAGUGUUAUAAUAAAAGUGUACGUGUAAAUAGGGUUCCAGGCAGAUUUUUAAGUACUUUUGCAUAAAUAAUUCGUUUAAUCCUCAAAAUAGUUGUGUAUGGUACCAGCUAUUUUUCUGGGAGGGGUACUGGGAUUGAACUCAGGGGCACUCACCACUGAGCCACAUCCCCAGCUCUAUUUUAUAUAUAUUUUUUUAUUUAUAGACAGGGUCUCACUGAGUUGCUUAGCAUCUGGCCUUUGUUGAGACUGGCUUUGAACUUGCAAUCCUCCUGCCCCAGCCUCCUAAACUGCUGGGAUUAUAGGUGUGCACAACUGAGCCCAGCCAGUAGGAGUUAUUUUUGUUCCUAUAAAGAUGAGAAAAUGAAGGUACAGAAAACUUCCUUAAUUCGCCCCAUUUGUGAGUGGGGAAGUUGAGAUUCACCCCCAAGCAUUCUCUGGCUUUGGAGUACAUGCAGUUAAUUUCUGUGACUGCCUCCCUAUGGAUGAGGUGACUAAUAUGAAUGUGGAGUUGGGAGUGGUCAGUGUUGGAGAUUCACAUUUAUAUUUCUGAAGAGAAAACCUGCUUUUGUUCUUAUCUAAGCCUGGGUUGGCAGUGGGAGUAAAGAACGUAAGGAGUGGGGCUGUACUGAUAGGUUGUUCAUUAUUUGAUUGGGUUCCUGCAGGCAAAGUCCAGUCUUUUCCCACUCGUCCCCCCACUGUAGAUUCCAUGAGGGCAAGGUUUCUCUCUUUUUAACUUCUCCAUCUCUAGUCCUUAUACAUUGCCUGUCAUGUAAUAGUUGUUAAGGAUGACUUUAUAUGAAAGGCAUUUAAUUAGGUUUUGGGAGUUCAGAGAUGAAUAACAUAGCUCUCUUCCUGGAGGAGCAAAGUAUGAGGAAAAACCUGUGGGGAUAAAAUUAGACUAAAUGCAUAAGUACAUGCUGAUUAGUUCAUUUUGGUUUUCUGCACACCCCUAUCCUACCCCAUGACUUGAGAGAUGGGGCAUGAAAAGGGCAAAGGAGCAAAAGAAUGCUUAAGUAAUUGCAGGAAGAAUUUAAGGCUCCCCAAGAGUCCUUUUCAACAAAAGAAUUACUCAAAAUCUUGCAUAUUUUACUACAUUUGCAUUAGUUUUAUUUGGCACUGAUAUGAUUUUUACAAAAUGAAAUAAAUUGUGAUAUUUGACUAUCAUUGUGGAGCGAUGAGUUUUUCCAGUUUAUUACCUCAGUGUUGACAGGGCUCAAGAGUGAAACAGGGAAUUGGCUUGAACUGUUUGUUGCAGUUUGCAUAAUAGAGGGUGAUGGAAGGGCUGUGUGUGAAGCAGUUGGGCAGGUUUCCGCUAGUUUAAGUGUACCACACCAAAUUUCCACAUAUUGGAAUAAGUUUGAAUUUCGCUGAUCCACUCUUUAACAUUGAGAUAUAUUUUUUUGUUGUAAAAAGGGAAUCUGGUAACGUGUCAUAGGUGGAGUUAUAGUUUGCCUCUCUUGUAUCUGGAGCAUUGUAGAACUAGAGACUAGACCCCCACCACUAAUGUGUCUUGUUUCUGUAAAUCAGUUUUAGGCAUACCACAAUCUCAACACAGUUGUCACAAUUAACUAAUAUGAGUAUUUCAAAUUUGAACCAUUAAAACAUUAUUUAAAAUUGCAGUAUUAUAGAUUUUAUAAUUAAGUUCAGAGUUUUUUUCUUAUAAUACACAAAAUUAUAUUUUCUUUAGCUUUUGAAGUUUUUAUUGGAAGAGUUGAUCUGAAUAACCAAAUUCAUCAUUGCUCCAAUAGGAACCCUCUACAAAUAUAAAUGUAGAAGUGUGCCAUCUCAUUUUGUAGUUCACAGAAUUUUAAAUCUGUUUGUGUAGCUUCCCUAAUUCAGUGGACUUGAAAUGAUUGGUAUUUCUUUAUAUCACUUUUGUAAUUAGCUUCCUUAAGAACAUCAGAUACCCAUAUAUAAAAUAGAAUACCCAUAUAUAUAAAGUAGAAUUAACUAUUGGCCUGUUGAUUGCAUAGGCUUUGUGGAAUUUUAAGUUCAGGCUCAGUGAGGGCAGAUUGGUGAUUAUUUCAUUGUUCAGGUAGCUCUCAGAAGAGCAGGUAUGAGGGUAGGUCCUAUUUGAAAACAAAAGAAGCCACUCUAACAUUGAAGAUGUGAAAUAUAGCAUCCUAAAUAAUGAAUAAAAUUCAAUUUCUUUUAAAAUUUAUACUUGUACAAGCAAAAUUUAAAACCCCUUUAAUGUUAUUGUUACAAACACCCUGUAAAAUAUGUAGGGCUUACAUGAUCUUCAUUAUAUAUUUAUCAUAUAAAUAUAUGGAAAUUUUAUCUUACAGAAAACAAUGUGUAUAGCCAGUGAUGGAACAUACCAGGCAGUUACAUGUAGUUCAUAAGAUUCUACUUCUGGUAGUUACUUUUACUUUUGCAUAUACCUUUUUGCUCAUAUAUAUUGGGAGUGAUAACUAAACACUAGUUUUUGUAUUUUUGAAACUGUAAAUGUUUGAAUAAUUUAAGUAAUUUGUAUAGAUUUAAAUAAUUUAUGAAUUGUGAUUCAUAAUUUCUUAGAAAUUAAGAUCUCUGGCUUGAUUUUUUUUCAUGUAAAUUCUAAUGGCUACUACUUAGUAAGUCUGGGUGAGACUAAGCUUUAGUGACAGGUCGACCAAGUUAUCAUUCCAAAAGAAUAAUCAAAAGCAAAUUCUUAGUAUUAAACACAAAAAAGUUAUCCCUUUCCUGUGGAUGGAAGGCAUAGAUUAACCCUAGCUACCUACUAUAACUGGAGUUCUCUUUAAGUUGCUGCCCUCCCACAGGCAGCAUUUGUUUAUUUGGUUCUUAUGUUUCAAAGCUGCUAGUUUCAAGCUCCAUUCUGAGCCACCAGUCUGUAGGGAGGUAAAUGUGAGAUAAAUAUUGGAAUAUGGUAUUAUGAAUUUAGACUGGUAUGAGGAUAAUUUUGUUUCAUCCAGCCUACCCUGGGGAUUUUGCAAUGUUUAGAGACAUCUUUGAUUGUCACAACUGUGUGUUGGGUAUCUAGUGAGUUGAUGCCAGAAAUGUUACUAAACAUCCUAGAAUUCAUCAGAUACCCUAUUCCACCCCAAAUAAAUAUUAACCAGUUUAAAACGUCAGUGCUGUUGAUGUUGAUAAUUUGUAUAAUCUCUUAAACACUUCAUUUUAUUUCACUCCUCCUUUCCAGGCCUCUCCCCUCACAUCCCGCUCCCUUCCUGUGUUAUGUUUCUAUCACUGGGACAGAAUAUCUGAGAUAAUCUUAUAAGUUAGGAAAGACUUCUUUUGGCCUAGGGUUUCAGUGUGGGUCAGUCUAUUGUUUCUUGGCCCAUUGCUUUGGGUCUGUGGUACAUCAUGGUGGGGAGUGCACAAUGGAAGACAUCUACAUACCUCAUGGUGACUGGGGAACAGAGAGUGGGAGAGAGGGAGGAAGAGGAUGAGGUUCCAACAUCCCUUUCAAGGUCAUGCUGCAAUGACCAGAUUUUCUUCCACUACGCCCCAUAACCUGAAGUUUACCCUCUUCCCAGGAAGGCCACAGGCUGGCAACCAAACCUUUAGCACGUGAACCUUUGGGGGACAUUUAAGAUUGAAACCAUUAUUCUUUUAUAUUCUCUUUUUAUUUUAUAUUCUGUUAUAUUCUCUUUUUAUCUCUCUCUCCUGCCUGUCUCCCUCUUUCCCUCCCUUCUUCCAUUCACUCUUUCUGCUUUCCCCAGUGGAGGUGGUAGUUUUAAGUGGCAAAUGCGGGAACUGGAACAAAAGGUUUUGUUGUACUGUUUUUAGUUUGUUGGAUAGUUAGGCGAAUUUGAUUCAUUUACUGCAUAGAAAAACAUUCUUGAAACUAGUUAAAAUAACCGUAAGUAUUUUUGGUUGUCAUUGUAUCUAGUGCUUUUGUGUUUGUUUUUAACUGUGAAAAAAAAAUCUUUUUACUAAAAUUAAUUUAAUUUGGACAUUAUACAGUCUUGGGUUGUUGCUAGUAUGAAUUUCCUUCAAUUUUUUUUUUGUAGAUACUGAAUUAGCUAUCUUAUAGUUAGUAACUUGGUUGUUUUUCAAAGAUCCUUUUUAUAUUAGUUUUCAUAUGUUAUUGUCACAAACACCCUAUAAAAUAUGUAGGGCUUACAUAAUCUUCAUUAUUUGACAGAUAAGGAAACAGACAUAGGUCAAAUGACUGUCCAUAUUGUUGGAGCAAGUUAGUGACAAGAGCAGAUCUAGGAUUUGGAGAUAGGUUCACCCUUUUAAAGUCACCAGUUAUUUGUUAUCCCAUUUAAUCUUCCUAAAAACCCUAUGCAAUAGAGUAAUUAUUCCCACUGUAUAGAUAAGAAAGCAGGUUUAAGGAGACUAAAUAGUAUAUUCAAGGUCACCCAACUCAUAAUGUAAUUUUGACUGUUUCCAUUGAGUUAUUCUGCCUCUCUUAAAAAAAUUAAAAUUGACAAUUUCUGUAUAAAUUCAUCUAAUCUAUGAUUACAUGACUAAAUAGGUUUCUGGGCACAUAGUCUAAUUUGCCACUUGAAUCAGUUGGUAAAUUGUGUGUUUGAAAUACUGUUCAGAUAUGAAACUCAGUGGAAGUUCACUGAGUUUUGUUUUACCAUAAGAUAGCACUAUUUGCUAUUUAGAAUAUAUUUUUUUGAGACCUCUGAAUCCAAAAGUAGUCUAAGAGAUAGCUCUCAGCUGUUUUUUUGAGCAUAGUUAGGGCAGGUGGCCUGCAUGGUAGGACUGACAUUGCUAUUCUGAUACAGAGGGAUUUGUUCAAGAGUUAAGCCUCCCAUUUAUCUCAUUUUCUAUUUUGAAUCCUUUUAGAAAAUGUGAUAAGUUGGGUAGCCAUUGUUUAUAUCAUAUUUGAGGCUGUUUCUCUCCACUGUAACCUAAACCUCAGAUUGACUUGACUUUAACAACAGAGUAAAUGAUAAUAAUACAGUUUUUAUUUUCUUCCUGAAACAUUGAGAGUUUAUUCUACUCUAAUUGAGCACAUUAUUUUUGUGAGGUGUUAGGAACUGGUGAUCAAUAUUUUAUUGCCUAGGUUGGGGAACUUAAGUGUUUAUUAGUUUGCCUGAAUAAAUCCAAGAUAGGAUUUUGAAUUUAGGUUUCAGGUUUUAAAGAACCAAGCUAGACAGUAUUUUCAUUAGGUUAAAAAGAAUAUAUACUUAAAUAUUUAAGCAGUUUUAAAAAGAUUAUUUGAUGUUAUUCAAUUCUUGGUUUUAGUGGUUGGAUAUUGUAAUGUUUCGUAUUGUACAUCCAUUGGUUGGAUUUGGACCAUAGAUAGUAUUGAAAUUAUGGGUUUUGGAGGAAGGGAGAGGAGGAGUCUGACCUUUGCUAGUGUGCAUGUAUAUUGGGCAAGAAGAAUUAUACUUUUCCUUAAAAGACAAAGACUCCAAACUUGCCAUUAUAUUGGAUUAUUGUAACAAAUAUUUUUCUUACCUCAGUGAAGAAAAAUGUUCAUAUCCAAAUACUCAUGUUAUUUAUUAAUGUGAAGAGAUCACCAUACAAUAUUGCUGAAACAAAGCUGAAUUUUAUACUUCCUAAGCAAGGGAGAACUAUGCUUGGAGAAUAUUGUCCUCCUAGAAGGCAAAAAACAUGAUCUUAUGAGGUUUUGAGGAAGCAUGGAGUUUUAAGAUUGGAUGAUUUUCAAAAGUCAAACAGUUUAAGGAUUGGAUGAUUUUAAGCUUGGAGUUUAGAGACUGACUGACUUUGAGAAGGUUACUGAAUCCAGGAAGUUGCUGAUUGGCUUUCUGAUGAGUAUUGAGGAAAGGUUGUAUGAGGGUAUGGCAGAGAUUAAUUCUUCUCAGUUAUCUAGUUCCUCCUCCUUUCAUUCUAGAAUUAGAACCCCUAUGGUUUAGCUGGCAGCAUGGUUACCCACUCUAGGUUUCAUCUGCUUCUGAUGAUAGGUAUGACUGUAUGCUUACGUUUGAGCCAGUUAUAUAUGAACAGAAGUGAAAUAUGCAAUUCUGGAUUGGCUUUUAAUGGUGCUUGUCCUGGAUUUCAUCUGCCCAUUCUCUUUCCUCUCCCAUUGACUGGAAAGCAGCAAACAGGAAUGGCAACAACUGUCUUGAACUCAAAUAGAAGCCCUGUCCUGAGGAUAUCAGCCCUGGAUGACCUUGUGGAGAAAACUAACUACUACUUGCUCUCCCCCCAGCCACCUGUGUAUCUCCAUGUUGUUUCAUGAAAGAGAAUACAUUUUUUGUUUGUUUGAGCCAUUGUAUUUUGGUAUCACUUUAUUACAACUGUUUAACCCAUACCCUAUAAAAUGCCAAAAUUUAGUACCUGAAAUGGGGUACUGCAUAAUAAAAAGCUGAAAUGCAUGGCAUUGGCUAAGUGGUUGGCUGACAUACAUUUAAAAAAAAAAAGUCAAAAAACCACUGACCCUUAAUUGUAUAGUGGUAAAAUAUUUGGUGAAACUGUCACCUCUGAUAAUUUUUAUAAGGCAUCAAUUUCUCUAUCCAGUCUACAUCUCCAGGGAAGUGGUUAGAAAGAAUCAGAUUGCUAAUACCAGUAGAGUCUGCUUGCUUCUUUAGCGGGAACUAUAAGGGGGCAUCAAAUAAAGGUGUUGAGAGCCACAGCUGAGUCAGAAUGACGCCUGGCAUAUUGCCAGAGCGAAUGGUUGAAAAGUGAUGCCAGCAACCAUUGAGAUGAUGAUUUGAGUUAAGCUGUAUAUAAUUGCUGUGAUGCUGGAUUGAUUGAGUUGUAUACAACUCUGGGAAUCUGAAUCUGAAUCUACUUUGGAGUUUCCCAUGGAGUUCUCCCCGGGGUUUGCAGAGAUUGGGCGCGGGGAGCCAGGUGAAAGGGGUGUGUUCCCGAGGAGUGUGUGUGCAGUGCCAGUGAGAGUUGGGGAAUAAAGAAUUGCUGUUUGAACCUACAACGCUUUGUGGCGGCUCGGUUAUUUGUGCCCAGCCAGACUGCGGUAUAAAGGGCCAGUUAGUUUGUAUUUAGAGUUCAAAGGGAUUGUGUAGUUUAUAGCUAUUGAAGUUUCUUUUUUUCCCCAUGGUCUGUAGUCUGAACUGACUGUAAUGUGGGGCAUUGCAGGGUUGGAAAAAAUUGUUCCUGUGUGCCAGACAGUAAGAGGUAAGCUUGUCAUUCUCAAAAACCUUCUGCUAGAUUUUCUUGGCUCAACCUUGGAAGCUAUUGGAAGCUAGUCCAGGCAGAAACUAAAGUAAGGAUUUGCUUUUUCACCUGAACCAGUCAGUUGAACUAAGUAAAAACUGCAGUUUCAAAUACAAAGUUUUAAUUCCCUAUAACAAUAAAGGUGUAUUUCUUACUCAUGAUAUGUUGGCUGUGGCUAUGUUCCACAUCCUCUGUCACACCCAAGAUUUAAACUGAAGAAACACUGCCAUUUUUGGGCAGGGGGACAUUACCAUUUUUGUGACAGGAAAAAGAGAAGUGGCAGAACCAGCUUCUUGUAAGUGACUUAUUACUUUUGUUUUUGUUUUAUUGGCCAAAGCAAGCCAAAUGACUAAGCCUGAAAUCAGUCUGGUACGAAGGAACAUCUCAAGUCACAUGGCCAACCCUGAUGUCAUUGAGGUGGAAAAAUCCUCUUGGUGUGAAUCAGAUGACCUCAAGGCAGCUAGCUGUAAAUCAAGAGAAAGAGGGAUAGGUCUGCCACUGAUGCCAGAAAAUAAAAAAUAGAGUUGACAAGUUUAAUAUCUAUGACAAACAAAAUCUUUACUUGUGGUUACUUUCAUGUGGCCCUGACAGAAGACAGACAGACAUAUUGAGUUUUUGAGAUGAUUAUGUUGUCAAAAAUCCAAAACGUUUGGUUUGCAAAAGCCUGUGUUGUUUUGAUGUUGUUUGACACUUAGUAGUCAAUAAUCCUUAGCUCCCAAAUUUGCACCAGCAGGAAGUAGGCAAUUGGAUCUUUGCUUCACUGUUGAAGCACGUUCUCUUCUGUGUCCACUUCAUAUAUGGCCAGAAAGAAUAACGGAAAAGAAAAGAAUCUUUCAGUGGCCAAGACAGGGCUCUUAUAGACAAAUGGACAAGGAAAUUCCCUUCAGAGACCAGAACCUGAAUUUAACCAAAAAACUUACAUUCUGCUGGAGCAUGGAUUCUUUGCAAUUCUUUUCCAACAGUAUUUCAUUGUUGAUAAAAUAAGGUAUUUGGUAUUCUUUUCAGAAUGUAAAACUUAAUUGUAUUUGACCACUGAGUAUUGGAUGUGAUGAUGAUAGUAAAUAGCAAAGAUUACUUCUCUAUUAAUUUAUAGGUCACUGGAUAGGGAAGGAGCCACAUGGAUACCUGUUAAAGAGGGUUGUCAUCACUCAGAGAUUCUAGACUUUGAACAGAUUCCAGUGAUGAGUGGAACUUCCAAUUAACUCAUGUGAAAGGAGAUGACUGUUGCAUAGGGGGAAGAAGGAUGCACUCCCACCUCUGAUAUUUAGCUAGGCAUGUAGGUCCCCCCUACCCUACCCACCUCUCUCUCUAUAUAUAAAUCUUAUUUAUCAGGCUCCUUAUUGCUAGAUAAAGUCACUAAGCCAGUUUCUAAGUUUUGGCAGUAGGGUGAGAGUGGAGCUGUGAUAUAUGCUACUUUUAAAGCAAAUUAGUAAUAAAAAAAAAAGCUGCUUGUCUGUCGUACUCUUUUGCCCAUUUCCUUUCCUAUCCAUGAAGUGUUGGUGAGCUAGCCAGCAGUGGUGGUGCCCCAAGGAGAGGUGAGAUGAGACAUGUGGGACCUUAGUCUCUGAAUGACCUUGCAGAGCAGAGCUAUCUCCCUCCCUGGACCACUUGUCUGCGCCUGUACUGUCAUGAAAGAGAAAUGAAUUCCUCUUUUUUUUUUUUUUUGUAGCCAUUGUGUUGUUGGUCUUGUUGUAUAGCAUUUUAGCCUAUAUUUUAAUUGAUACAGAUGGCAAUGCUUUAAGUGAUAAACAAACAUAGGAAGUUAGAUUUGUAAUUAUUCUUGUGUUUUUUUUCAGCUGAAGUUUUUCAUUUUUACAUUUUUUUUUGGGGGGGUGGUAUUGAGGAUUGAACUCAGGGGCACUUGACCACUGAGCCACAUCCCCAGUCCUAUCUUGUAUUUUAUUUAGAGACAGGGUCUUACUGAGUUGCUUAGUGCCUCACUUUUGCAGAAGCUGGCUUUGAACUCGCCAAAACCUCCUGUCUCAGCCUCUCCAGCUGCUAGGAUUACAGAAGAGGGCCCUAACCAGAAACUGACCAUGUUGAUCCUAGGCUUCCCAGCCUCCAGAACUGUGAGACAAAUUAAUUGAAAAGAUUUACUCUAUGACUAUAAGAGUCUUGGGAGAUAGAUAAAGAUGAAUGCUGUGUGUCAUGUAACACUGAAGUUUUGAAGUUGGAAGACAUUUGCUAAAUCAAAUCACUCAAAUGAACUGUGGGUUCUGGUAACACUACCUAUGAGCAAACGGACUGAUUUCUCAGGCCUUUGAGGUUCUCCAAAAUUAGAAAAGAGUCAUUCAGCUGUCUCAUCAUUAAUGGAAAGGACCUGAGCCAAGAGGCUGGAGAAGAGAAUCAACCACAUAGAAUAGAGUGUUUGCUGCAUUCAGGUUCAACUUCCUCAACCCAAAGAUGAAACACUAAGUUUUCAUACCAAUUUCUAAAGGGUUGAACCCAGGACCUUGUGUGUGCUAGGAAAGUUACCAUUCAAGUCAAACUCACCAUAAUGCAGAAUCCUCUAUCAGUACCACCCAAAGAUCAAGGAGAUGAUUCCAUGUCUACCAGUCCUGUUGAGAAAUACCUAACUCCACAAAUGCUGGACUCUCCUGGAAAGACAGUCUGCACAGGCGAAUCAAACAACCCUUCUGGAACAAUACAGAGUGGGAAAAGUUUGCAGAAUAAGAGUCAGUUUAGGACCAUUGCACCAAAAAUUGUGCCCAAAGUCCUAACAUCCAGAGUGCUGCCAUGUCAUUCACCAUCACUCUCCGAUCAGGGGAAUCUGGGGCCCGCCAUCAAGCCAUUGGGAAUGCCUGCCCAGAACUAUGCUCUGAUGCAGGUUGCUGGCCAGGAGGGAACAUUUUCUCUUGUUGCUUUGCCACAUGUUGCCUCACCUCAGCCAGUUCAGAAACCUAGAAUGCCUGAAAAUCUUAAACUGCCUAUUCCCCGAUAUCAACCCCCAAGAAGUAACAAAGGAUCAAGAAAGAAACCCAUCCUGAGCCCUCCCGAGAGUGGCUGUAGCAAAUCUCCUGCCCAAACCCAGAUGUGUCCUCAGAUGUCUCCUCCUGCACCUGCCCAGCCUGAAUUUCCACAUAAACCCAGUCCAUGUAAGCAGCUUCCAUCACUAGACAAAGCCCCAGCCAGCAUCAACACAGCUAUACUGACAAGUGGCAGUGGCCAUGGAGACUCGAGAUCUCCAGUGAUCAACAACCAUGGAGAUGUGACCCCUCCUGCCACCCCUGUAUUCUCUACACCAGGGGAGCUCUCAGCCAAGCAGAGCUUCCCAAAGAUUUCAGAGAGAGUAAACUUUACAAGCAAGAAAAUACCCAGUAAACCUUCUCCUAUUGCCGGUGAAAAACUGAAAGAACAAGUUGAUCAUGCAAAAGCCAUAACCAAUUUAUCACCAGCCAUUUUGGGCAGUACAGUUCAAUUGAUCUCUUCAGUCCCCAGGGGAAAGCUGCCAAUCUUACCCUACUCUAGAAAGAAAACAGAAGAGGUUUACAAAAUUGAAUCUGAUGCCAAUACUGCAGAUUUCUCUUUACCUGGGCAUGGGUCAGACUGUGAUAAGAGAUUCUCCACCACUGAAGGCUUUAAUGCAGCCACCAAAAUGGUCAGUAAGAUGCCUGUUCCACAAGUGUCAAAGCAGAGUCUUUGUGAAAGUGCCUUUUGUCCAGUUACCAAACUAGAUCUCAACCACAAAACAAAAUUGAAUGGUGGGGCAGCAAAGAGAAGAGGAAGAAAACGAAAGAUACCAGAUGAAAUUUUGACAUUUCAAGGAAAAAGGAGGAAAUGCAUUCUUAAUAAAUGUAGAGAUAGUAAAGAAAGGGCAAAAACUGAUCCCCAAGAAUCCAGAGACCAAAAACCUGGGGUCCUGAAAAAAUACCGUAAUAUUAUGCCUAAACCUGUAAUUGUUGUGUCUGCUUUGGCUCCCCUAGCUUCUCCUGCAGCUGUGCUACCAUCCCAAACACCCAGCAGCCUGGGACAGGACACUUUGUUAAAUAAUUCUAAAUAUCUCAGCUGUAAGCAGAAUGAUAACCCCUCCUCCAAGCCCAGCUCUGUGUUCAGAAAUGGAUUCUCUGGCAUUAAGAAGCCUUGGCACAGAUGUCACGUUUGUAACCACCACUUUCAGUUCAAACAGCACCUUCGAGACCACAUGAAUACACACACCAACAAACGGCCGUACAGUUGUCGGAUUUGUCGAAAGGCCUAUGUACGUUCCGGCAGCCUAAGCACACACAUGAGACUUCAUCACAGUGAAAACCGUCUGAAGAAACUGGUGUGUUGUGAGUUUUGUGCAAAAGUGUUUGGUCACAUCCGAGUCUAUUUUGGCCAUCUGAAAGAAGUGCAUAGGGUCGUGAUCAGCACUGAGCCCUCCCCCAGUGAACCACAGCCAGGGGCCAUGCCUAAGAACAGGGACAGAGAUGCUAGUAUGCAAGCGAUGGAGGGACCCCUGGAGAGGGAAAACAAGUCAAGCUUGGAAGAAGACUUCCUUCUAAACCAGGCAGAUGAAGUCAAAUUACAAAUCAAAUGUGGCCGUUGUCAGAUCACUGCUCAGUCUUUUGCUGAAAUAAAGUUCCAUCUGCUUUAUGUUCAUGGAGAGGAAAUUCAGGGCAGGCUGCAAGAGGGAAUCUUACCAGGCACCAAAGGAGCUCAGGAGGCUCUGGUUAAACAUGCUGCUCCUGACUGGAAACAGCAUCCUGAGAGAAGAAGGCAGGUGAAGGCUUGUUCCUCUGAGGAGGAAUUCCAUGCAUUUCCUAAAUUGAAAAGGCCACUCUAUCUUCACCACCAAAAUGGUGUGGAAAUACUCAUGGAAAAUGAAGGAGGUCAACCAGGAGCAAAUGAGCCAAGGGAACAACAACCUCAGGUCCCUGAGUGUCCCAGCCCCCACACCAUUCUCCUCUGGUCCCAUUCAGGCUUUAACUGCCUCCUUUGUGCCCAGACACUGGGAAGGAAGGAGGAGCUCUUCCUGCACUGGGAACACAGGCAUAACUGUGAGGACCCUUCCAAACUUUGGGCUAUUUUAAGUACUUUCUCAAACCAGGGAGUGAUUGAACUUUCCAGUAAAACUGGAAAAUGAAACCCUGAGGCAAACUGGGGUUAAAGAGAGUUUUGCUAGCACCUUUCUAUCAAAUCUUUGUGUUUUAUGGUGGUACUUAAUUUUAUGAAUCAAACAAAUUAGAAUCAACAUUAAUGAACAAAAAUAAUUUUUGUACAUAGUUUUAUUUUCUUAUGAAAUAAAAUAUAUGCCCUCGAUGCAUAUUUUUCUAACCGUAUGCAGUCUGAUUUUAAAAUUCUAUGUACUGGCUUUAUUUUAUCUUAGACUUUAUUAAAAGAUCAAAAUUUGGAGAUUGAAAUGUAGAGGCUUAUAGGUUGUUCUUCAAAUAAUUUUCAGUAAAAAUGUGUGCAUGUGA
Marmota monax (woodchuck) is the source of this 14908-nucleotide messenger RNA. RefSeq names its product zinc finger protein 438 (gene Znf438). NCBI's taxonomy places the organism in Eukaryota, Metazoa, Chordata, Mammalia, Rodentia, Sciuridae. The transcript is spliced from 10 exons. Gene Ontology annotation, biological process: regulation of transcription by RNA polymerase II. Gene Ontology annotation, cellular component: nucleus. The record is from RefSeq and is a predicted model, not a curated record. Gene Ontology annotation, molecular function: DNA-binding transcription factor activity, RNA polymerase II-specific; sequence-specific DNA binding. Bases 12007 to 14574 code for a protein of 855 amino acids.